UCAACAUACCUGGCUGCAAGCAAAUUACUGCCCGUGACCACUGUGUGCAGGAGCCAGAGAGACCGGGAAAGGAAACAGAGGGGAACGUCUCAAUUUCGUGCUUGGGGGAAAAGUAGAAGCCUGUGUCGAUGCUUCUUCCGAACAUCCCAGAAUCUCCAACAAGGAUUGGAACAGUCUCCCGCCACCCCUGCUGAACCAGGAAGGAAGCUGAGGGAGGAAUCCAGAUCAAGAAGCAGCAAUCAAGGCUGGCAUCGAUCCCAGUUUCUCCUUUGAGAUUCAGCAGAAGAUCCUGAUGGAGAAUAAUGCCCAGAGAGAGGAGCCCAAGGAGGACAGAGCUGGUGACGGGCAACAUGUCGUGAGAUCUCCCUUUGUGUGCACUUCAUCCUCAGAGGUUUUCAAUUCCAACAAGAUUAUGGCAGAGCAGAGCCACAUGCAAAAGCAGCUGGAUUUACAGAAUGGUAGCUUAGAGGCGGGCUUUGUGGCGAGUUCCCUCGAAAACGAUUCCCAAAACAUGAUGGAGAGCCUGAGCCCGAAGAAAUAUUCUUCCAGUCUGAGAUUUAAAACCAAUGGAGACUAUUCUGGUUCCUAUUUAACCCUCUCACAACCUGUGCCUGCUAAAAGAAGCCCUUCUCCUUUGGGAACCAGUGUCAGAAGUAGCCCCUCCUUGGCCAAAAUCCAGGGAACCAAGCAGUUCUCUUGCGAUGGAAAUGACAAAAAUAUUUCCGUGAAACCUCCCACCCCUUUACGCAGCACUUCACCCUCCCUUAGUGGAUAUCCACUUGGGAGAGCAGACUUUGAUCAUUUUACAGGCCGGGACACUGAAAGGUCCUUGAGGCUUUCAGAGAAGCCUCCCUAUUCCAAAUAUAGCUCAAGGAAUAAAUCCCAUGACAAUGUCUACUUUCUUGGAGGGCUGGAAGGCCGAAAAGCAUCUGGCUCACUCCUGACCAUGUGGAAUGGAAGUUCCCUGAGUGAUACUGGCUCCUUGCCCAUCGGUAGGUCAGGGGCAGCCAGCAUGCCUUCAAGCCCAAAGCAAGCCAGGAAAAUAAGCAUCCAGGACAACCUGACACUUCAGCCCAAGUUGACCAGACACAAGGAUCUGGCAUCUGAAAACAUCAGUUUAAGAACUAGGAAGUACUCGAGCAGCAGCCUGAGUCACAUGGGCGCCUAUAGCCGCUCUCUCCCCAGGUUGCACAGAGCCACAGAGAAUCAGCUGGCACCUCUCAGUUUGCCUCCAAGAAGCUCUCUGGGCAAUUCCAAACGAACGAAACUGGGGGAAAAGGAUCUACCUCAUAGCAUCACAGACAAUGACAAUUACCUGAAUUUUUCUUCUUUGAGCUCAGGAGCUUUACCCUAUAAAACCUCUGCCUCUGAGGGCAACCCUUACGUGAGUUCCACCCUCAGCGUCCCUGCCAGUCCUCGAGUGGCUCGGAAGAUGCUUCUGGCCUCCACCUCCUCCUGUACCUCUGAUGACCUUGAUAGGGCUUCCUACUUGGGGACAAGCCCAGGUCAUUCAUUCCCUCCCGGAGAGCUGGACAGAGCGUUUGCGGCCAGGAGGAACUUCUCGUGUGGGUCUGUUGAGUUUGAUGAUGCAGAUCCGGACAGCCUCAGACAGGCCUCAGGAACCCCCCAGCCUGUCCUUCGGGAACGGAAAAGCAGCAUUAGCUCCAUUUCAGGACGAGACGACCUGAUGGAUUAUCACCGGCGGCAGAGGGAGGAGAGACUCAGGGAGCAGGAGAUGGAGCGAUUGGAGAGACAGCGUCUGGAGACCAUCCUCAGUCUCUGUGCUGAGUACACAAAGCCUGACAGUCACGUGUCCACUGGCACCACCGUGGCAGAUGUACAGAAAAUCAAUAAGGAACUGGAGAAGCUGCAGCUCUCUGACGAGGAGUCCGUGUUUGAAGAAGCCCUGGUGAGCCCUGACACCAGAUACAGGUGCCACCAGAAAAGCUCUCUCCACGAUGCAGACCUGGCAGGCUUCGGGAGCCUCAGUCAGAGUAGCGCCAGCUUCCUUUCCCUCAGGAGCUCCAGGAAUGAUGAACUGAUCAGGGACCUCACCAGGACUCCCCCACCGCCCUCCUCUGCUUUUCUGAAAGCUUCCAGCGAGUCCGCUUAUCUAAGUAUCCUACCAAAGACCCCAGAGGGUAUAAGUGAAGAACAGAGGAUUCAGGAGUUGACUGCGAUGGAAGAGUCCCGGAUAGCAAUUCUGAACAACCUCGAGGAACUUGAACAAAAAAUCAAAGAUAUAAAUGACCAGAUGGAGGAAUCUUCCAGAGAGUUGGAUAUGGAAUGUGCUCUCCUGGAUGGAGAACAAAAAUCAGAAACAACCGAACUUAUGAAAGAGAAGGAGAUUUUGGAUCAUCUAAACCGGAAAAUAGCAGAACUGGAAAAGAACAUUGUUGGUGAAAAGACCAAGGAGAAGGUAAAGCUUGAUGCUGAAAGGGAAAAACUAGAGAGGCUUCAGGAGCUUUACUCCGAGCAGAAGACCCAGCUGGACAAUUGUCCUGAGUCCAUGAGGGAACAGUUGCAACAACAACUGAAGAGGGAUGCUGAUCUGUUGGAUGUGGAGAGCAAACACUUUGAAGACCUGGAAUUCCAGCAGCUUGAGCGUGAGAGCCGUCUAGAUGAGGAAAAGGAGAACCUGACCCAGCAGCUCCUGCGUGAAGUGGCUGAAUAUCAACGGAACAUUGUUACUAGAAAGGAAAAAAUUUCUGCAUUGAAAAAGCAAGCUAAUCACAUUGUCCAGCAGGCUCAGAGAGAACAAGAUCAUUUUGUGAAAGAAAAGAAUAACUUAAUAAUGAUGUUGCAGAGAGAAAAGGAAAAUCUUUGUAAUUUGGAAAAGAAAUACUCCAGCCUCUCUGGGGGCAAAGGGUUUCCUGUCAACCCCAAUACUCUAAAAGAGGGCUAUAUCAUUGUAAAUGAAAUUAAUGAGCCAUGUGGCAAUUCCACGAAUCUCUCCCCUUCCACUCAGUUCCCUGCUGAUGCUGAUGCUGUUGCCACUGGGCCUACCACAGCUGUGCUGGUGAGCCAGCCACAAAAUAAAGAGCAUUUUAGAAGUCUGGAAGAAAGGAAAAAACAGCACCAAGAAGGCCUCUAUCUGAGUGACACUUUGCCUCGAAAGAAAACCACACCUUCCAUAUCCCCUCAUUUCAGCAGUGCUACUAUGGGGAGAAGCACCGCCCCAAAGGGCCACCUGCCCCUGGGACAGAGCAACAGCUGUGGCAGCGUGCUUCCCCACUCGCUGGCAACCAUGACCAAAGACUCAGAAUCUCGGAGGAUGCUCAGAGGAUAUAAUCACCAACAGAUGAGUGAAGGACAAAGGCAGAAGUCUUCUGAAUUUUACAGCCGCACAGCAUCUGAAUCAAAUGUCUACUUGAACAGUUUCCACUACCCAGAUCACAGCUACAAGGACCAGGCCUUUGAUACUCUGAGCCUAGACAGCUCUGACAGCAUGGAGACAAGCAUCUCUGCCUGCUCACCUGACAAUAUCUCUAGUGCCAGCACUUCAAAUAUUGCCCGAAUAGAAGAAAUGGAGAGACUUUUGAAGCAGGCUCAUGCAGAGAAGACAAGGCUUCUUGAAUCCAGGGAACGGGAAAUGGAAGCCAAGAAACGCGCUCUGGAAGAAGAAAAACGACGCCGAGAACUCCUGGAAAAACGAUUGCAGGAAGAAACCAGCCAGAGGCAGAAGUUAAUUGAAAAGGAAGUAAAAAUAAGGGAGAAACAAAGGGCACAGGCUCGACCUCUGACCCGUUAUCUGCCUAUCCGGAAGGAAGACUUUGAUUUGCGCAGCCACGUGGAGACUGCUGGCCACAAUAUUGAUACCUAUCAUGUGUCAAUCACAGAGAAGACCUGCAGAGGAUUCCUCAUCAAAAUGGGUGGAAAAAUUAAAACUUGGAAAAAACGUUGGUUUGUUUUUGAUCGGAACAAGCGCACCUUCUCUUAUUAUGCAGACAAGCAUGAAGCUAAAUUAAAAGGAGUAAUAUACUUUCAAGCCAUUGAAGAAGUAUAUUAUGAUCACCUCAAGAAUGCUAAUAAGAGUCCUAAUCCAUUACUCACCUUUAGCGUCAAGACGCAUGACAGAAUCUACUAUAUGGUGGCCCCAUCGCCAGAAGCCAUGCGGAUCUGGAUGGAUGUUAUAGUUACUGGGGCGGAAGGUUACACUCACUUCUUGUUGUAGUGAACUAACGCAAUAGUCCACUUCAGGGCAGACUGCAAUAAUUUCUUACAAGAAUAAAGCCAUAUUCAACACCAGGUGGAAAGACCCAACAGACCCAUCCCUUUAACUAUGGAUACUCAGAACUGUUUUCAUAUAAACAGGAGGUCAUUUGUAAAAGGGAAAGAAGGGAUUUUAAUUCAAAGAUUAAGCGUAAAUAACUCAAAGCUUGAUCAUAAAUAGCAAAGAAUUGAAGCGCCUA
This is a messenger RNA of Balaenoptera musculus (blue whale), 4412 nucleotides long. It is a transcript of the gene PHLDB2, whose product is annotated as pleckstrin homology like domain family B member 2. The record is from RefSeq and is a predicted model, not a curated record. Gene Ontology annotation, cellular component: basal cortex. NCBI's taxonomy places the organism in Eukaryota, Metazoa, Chordata, Mammalia, Artiodactyla, Balaenopteridae. Gene Ontology annotation, biological process: regulation of microtubule cytoskeleton organization.